This is a messenger RNA of Spirodela intermedia, 7141 nucleotides long. Lineage: Eukaryota; Viridiplantae; Streptophyta; Magnoliopsida; Alismatales; Araceae. The record is from the annotation of a GenBank genome assembly.
AUGAAGCUCUGCGUUUACGUGCUCGAGGCGAAGGGCCUGCGGGCGCAGGCGGAGACGUACGUGAAGUUGAAGGUAGGGAAGUACAGGUCAAGGACGAGGAUGGUGAGUGUGGGAGCCGAUCUGGUGUGGAACGAGGAGUUCGUGUUUAGGAUGGAGGAUGCGUGGGAGGUUGGCGACGGGGAGGAGGAAGAAGCGGACGGAGACCAGCUCUUGACUGUGAGGGUCUUCAGCAGGGAUCAGACUAGGGGCGGGAUUUUUGGUGGCGGGAAUAGGAGACUGCUGGGUAGGGUCGACGUUUGGCUCUCUACCGUUUUUGGAGAUGAACGGCGGACCCUGCCGCCGACGUGGUUCCCUCUGAGGCGUCAGCGUGGCAGCGUAUGUAAGCUGGAUUGCGGUAUUCUCCUUCCUAAUGGGAUUGGGCAAAUUUCCAUUCCAAGUUUCCUUGCUUCUUUUAAUGAUUCGUUGCCUACCUCGCUAUUGUUUCUUCCAUAUUAGUAGGUAACAUGUGGUUUGGUUGCCUGUCACGUCGAUCCUUUGCAUAUGGGGGAUCGUCAUCUUUAUACCUUAAAACAAAAUAACGUGGCAAAUUUUGUAUUUAUGCAUUACCGUACCUCUUUUCUGAACUCCGUUCUAAUUUUUUUCCCAUCUAUUUCGGUAGUGGACUGUAAAAACUUGUUAGGGAAGUUUGAAAUAUGUUAAGCCAGUCAUUUGGAAAGUCUUUGAUAGAAGAGGAACCAAACUAAAAUAUUUCCUUUUUAUCAUACAUUCAAGGUAGAGCUUUUGCAUUAUAUACUCUCAGACUAGGAGUAGAAUGAAAACAGCAAACAUGUUGUCCAGGUUACCAUGUAUAUAUGCCUUUGAAAUUAACCCACCGCUGUGGCCUACAAGGAUCCUACGAAAAUAACUAAUUGAUUAGUUCCUAUUCUACUGGAAACAUUUUGAGUGUCUUAGAGGAACUUUCUGAAAUGCGACUAUUGCACAAACUUAUGACGUUGUUUUCCCGUUCAAAAAAGUGAUUUACACAGUUAACUUCGUGCACCCAUUUUACACAUAGAAUUAGGAAAAAAAUGCAGAAAAGUAGAAAUUGUACAAUAUUUGCCUUAUGUGACACAUUGGAAUUAUGUAGCUUCUGUUUUCACAGAAUGAACAACCGUAAAUGGAUUAAAAAAAUCAGCAAAAAAUUUAAGUACCUAAAGAUCCUGCUAUGACAUAGUAAUUAUGCUAUCUAUACCUGAGUCGUAUAGCUGCUGAUUUGCGAUAGCUUGGGCCUUUUAUGAUGCAAAGACUAAUUUUGAUAUAUUUUUAGAAAGAUGGAAUUAUUUUAUGAUCUUUUUGAUGAUACCAUGGGAUGUGAGUGAUUUGUAGUCAUUUCUUUCUGUUUAUUGCUGCCAUUUCUUGAAAAAGGCAUUGACGUUGAAAUCAUGAUGAUGCCACUUCACCAUAUAAUUUUCUUAGUCAUUUAUUACAAUAUCGCUGGGAUGGGAGUUCUGUUCCACCAUCAUGAUUUCAAGAUCGAUGCCUUUUUCCUUCAUAUGAGUCCACCACAUUACUUCUAUUGAUUAUGCCAAAAAUUCUUUCUGAUUUGAAAGAAUUGGUGGUAAUGAGGGUCAUGUUUUUCAUUGUUGUGCUUAAACAGUAUUAUAUAGAGAAUUCAAAGUAUUUAAUUUCUUUCCUAUUCCAGAUAUUGGAGAUGCAAAUUUUAUUUUAGUUUUGUUGGGAUUCCAAGGACGUACUGAUAAAAAUUCAAUAAUGGAGGCUAAUGAUAUAUAAAUAUACAUUUGAAAAUAAUCCUCUUUGUUCCUUUCGAAGUAACCUAUGAUGUCUAAAGCUUUCACUCUAUUCUCAGUAAAUUCUCAUGCUUUAAUCCGAAAUAUUUUCUCAUAAAUGUAUUACAUCAGAGUUUGAUCCGAAAUUUAUUGGACAUCUUUUAAGGACUGAUGUACUAUUUGGGAAAAAAUUAGUGCAGAAUUACAGCUAUCUCAGUCUCAAUAUCUGUAAACUGAUGCGUAAACAUAGCUCUCAAAUAAAGCUUUUGAAAAUCACCCAGGAGGUUAUUUUUAAAGUAAUAGAAGACAGUGAGCUCUUUUUCUUUCUCAAGCCUAAUUUUUUUUGACGAUUAUUCAGAAGCUAUACUACAUGGGAAAUUUCAUUUAAAGUGUUUUAUUGAUUAAAGUCAAAUAGACCGUUAAAUUCGACUCUUCUUCUUAAUCAUAAAUAUUUUAGUGGAUGUGUUGAAGAACGUGUCAAACAAAUAAGGACGAUACCUGAUAAAAAUACAUGAAAGGAUUGAAAAGAACAGAUUCCAGGACAAUUAAUGCUCCAAUCAUCACUUUCACGUUCAAAAUCUUCCUUUGAUCUAUCUUCAGAAGUUAUAUAUAUUUUAACUGGAAGGCAGCAAGUUUUAAGUUCGAGGUUACUUUUUCGUAUUCUAGAUAAUGAUGUUGUAGAUUAUGGGAAAAAGAAGUUUUUUUUCUUGUUAACUGAGAGAAAUGAAGAUUCAUAUAGCGAUAGGUGAAGUGUGUUGAAUUUAUUGGUCUAUCCAUCCCAAAAGAAAUUAGCAAUGAGUGGAGUGGACCCAUCUUUUUAAUCUCAGAUUUACUUUUGUAUUAAAUAAUCCAAGACUGUCUUAACAAAAUUCAAAUGAUGCUAGAAUGACUUUCAGGUCUCAAGCUUAAUGAAAAAGUUACAAUUCACCCCUUUACAGUUUUGUCGAGACUUGUAUAUCAUCAAGUUUUGUCGAUUUUAGGCAUUCGCUUUUUUUGUAAGUGUUGUCCAUAUGCGAUUCCAUCUUACUUUUCUCUGUUCCAUUACUCUAGGAGAUCAAGAUGUGAACAAAAACUUUAUGGCUUUGCAUGGAUUUGAGAUGAGUGGUUUUGGCGUACAUUUCUUGUUGAAGACUCUUGAAACAUGUAAAGUGAAUGCUAUUAUUUUUCCGGUGGUUUUUGCAUGAAAACGGGUGCAAUAAUCAUGUCGUUUGCUCCUCGUCUGCUUUUUUUUCUCUCUUCAAAAUAAAUGAAUUUGAAUGAAUUUUAAUGAAUUCUAAUGAAUUUGAAAGAUGUAUACAAUCAUGCGGGAACAUCACCUUCAUGGCAGCCUUAUUUAUGAUGCUGUAAUAUGUUUCUGUUCGAAUGCAGUAAUAUCUUUAUCUUUUCAAUGGGUUUGAUGGAGCUAUUGGCAGGAUUUUGAAUACGUUGUUUCACUCCGCAGGGAAAAUUCUUCUCACUAUGUCUCUGCAUGGAAAGAGAAUUGGAAAAUCUAUCACCAUAACACCAGAGCCAAGAGAUACUCAUUCUUCACCUCAUGCUAUCAAUGCCUAUAAUGACAGUCCUCAUAAGGCACAGAUGCAUGAGUUUACACAUCAGGGAACUAUCUCUUCAAAAAAUGAACGCAAAAGACUCAACUCAGGUGAUUCGGUGGUGGCACGUGAUGGAAGACAUCAAAUACAGACUCUAGCUGGGCAUUUUAUAAAGAGGCUUCUCCAUAGGAACGAAGAAAGCUGCACGUCAAAAACGAAAUUUCAUGAUCAAGUGGUUAUGGGUGAUACAAAUUCAGAUGCUGAAAGUAACAGAAAGACCAAUGACGGUAUAGUCAAUUUUGGAGAAGCGAUUCAAAAUCUGCAGUUGAGAGAUAAAAUACAAAACCCAGAUAAAUUACAAAGGGGAGUUCUUCUUCAGCAUAGGUAUGCUGUCUCAUCCAAAUAUCUGAAUAUGCUCCUCUUCGAACCCAAUUCACAGUUUAGACAAGAUCUAGCUGAAAUACAAGGGACCUCAGAGUACAAAGAAGAACCGUGGAUGUGCAAUUUUGGUGACAAUCCUUCCUUAACACGAGUAGUUACCUACAGAAAGGCUGCGACAAAGUUGGUUAAGGCUGUUACCGUCUCAGAGGAGCAGGCCUACCUAAAAGCUGAUGGAGAGGACUUCACAAUUUUUUCCAGAGUGUUUACGCCUGAUGCUCCAUAUGGAAAUUGUUUCCAUCUUGAGUUGAUGUAUAGAAUCAUCCCUGGUCAGGAGCUAUCCUCACACGAACCAUCUUCCCAGCUUAUUGUAUCCUGGGACUUAAUUUUUUCCCAGAGCACUCUUGUUAGAAGUAUCAUUGAAGAAGGUAUUAAGCAAGGUCUUGAAGAAAGUUUUGGACAGUUUGCAGACUUUCUAUCGCAGAAGAUUAGAACAGUUGAGUCCACUGGGCUUACUUUGGACAAGAACCAGAUAUUAGCAUCAUUGCAGCUAAAGCACCGGUCAGAUUGGCAGUUAGCUGUAAGCUAUUUAUGGAAUUUUACUUUUGUCUCAACGGUUUUCAUGGUUCUCUAUGUUUUUGUGCACAUUAUUUUACCUGGAUAUGGAUCAAAAAAGAGUUUGGAAUUUGGAUUCUUAGACUUACCUGACACAUUAGGCGAGCUGAUUACAUCUGGGGUACUCUUUUUCCAAGGCCGGAUUGUUUUCAAGAUGAUUUCACGCUUUAUUAGAGCCAGAGUAUGUAGAGGUGAGUCUGGAUUUAGUUGAGCUUUUUUAGAGAUGCCAUCCAUAUAUUUAAAGGAUGACAAUGGGAAAUUGGUACGAAUAUUAGCCUUCGUUGAUAUAACUUCUGCAUACUUGUUUUGCGGGUCGCUUGGUAGUUACGUAAUGAUUUUCUCUCUAGGAAGUGAUCAUGGGUUGAAAGCUCAAGGCCAUGGAUGGCUUCUUACUGUAGCCUUGCUCGAAGGAACUGCUUUGCCGUCAGUUAAUUCAACUCGAUUCUCUGCUCCAUACGUCGUUUUCUUUUGUAAUGGUAAAACUAGAACGAGUUCUGUGCAACUUGAAACAGUUGAUCCUCAGUGGAAUGGUUAGUUAUGUCAAUAUACAGUCUUUAUGGUUGAUUUCACUUUACUUGUGCCUCUUUUGUUUGGGAUAUCUAUUCAAUGUUUUCUAUUUCCAAUUUCCCAGAGAUACUGGAGUUUGAUGCGAUGCAAGAACCCCCUUCCAUAUUGACUGCAGAGGUCUUUGGUUUCGAUGGCCCAUCUAGCUUUGCUUCUUCUCUAGGACACGCAGAGAUUAACUUCCUAAAGCAAACAUCUGAGGAACUUGCUGACAUGUGGGUUUCUCUUAAUGGGAAAUUGGGUCACGCGUCUAACAGCUUGCAUUUAAGAAUUUUCUUACGCAAUACCAAUGGAACUACAAUUAUUAAAGAUUACUUGUCACAACUGGAGAAAGAAGUUGGGAAGAAGGUAAUGGCUUUUGAAAAUGCUGAUUUAUGUUUUGUCCCAGGUGAGCUGACCUAAUAUUUGUCAAACGACAGAUACACCACCAGUCGCCUCAUAGGAACUCAAUGUUUCAGAGGAUCUUUGGACUGCCGGAAGAGGAGUUCCUCAUCAACCAUUUCUCGUGUCACUUGAAGAGAAUGAUGCCAGUUCAGGUCGUUUAUGUGACUCCACAGAUUGACUGCUUUAAACGAUUGAGUGUGACGAUCUAAAAUGACAUGUAUCCUUGAAUGCAGGGAAGGCUUUUUCUAUCAAUAAGGAUAGUUGGGUUCUAUUCCAACGUAUUCGGUUAUAGGACCAAUUUCUUCUUUCUCUGGGAGGACAUCGAAGAUAUACAAGAGAUUCCUUCGUCCUUUGCUACAAUAGGCAGUCAGUCGUUGUUGAUAACCCUGCGCAAGGAUCGAGGCCUUGAUGCUAGGCAUGGUGCAAAGACUGUCGACGAAGAAGGAAGAUUACAGUUCCAGUUCCAGUCAUUUGCUUCAUUCAAUGCGGUCAGGGGGUAUGGUUUAAUUUAGCUUCUGACAUGUCCUAGGACUCAUUUCAUGUGCACAUAGUUAAACUACGGUAAGAUUCACCGAAAGCUUUGAGUUCCAAACGUGAAAAUUCUUCUCACUUAAAGCUCCAGAUAUCAAAGGCAUAAUCCAUACUUCCCAGAGUUUUGAAUUCAUCAUGUCUGAAUCACGAAGCUUAUCUCACCUUCCUUCGAAAAGGUACAGCUAAAAGUUCUUAAAUUAGCUUAGAUCUAGACAAGUAGAUCUCGGAGAUCAAGUGCCAUGUUCUUAGUCGAAUCAAACCUUGGGAAAUUUUCCUGUAAACAAUCAGCGUCAGAAUUGGUUUUCCUUUUUUUGUCUGGUAUCUUGGUUUCUCUUGCUAUUAUUAGUGCGUCGGUAACUGGAGAAAUAUAAACAGAACUGAAAUGGAGUUGACAUCCUUCAAAGUACUGGGACUUCUCACACCCAGCUUGGAGCUUUAUCUUCUCUGGAAAAUUCCUCUUAAAAUUUAGGCAGUUUGCCAUGCCUUUGGUUCCAGUUCAGAUUCUCACAACAGACCCAAUAUUUCGUACAGCCCAGUGCACAUUUUAUGGUUGUUAUUUGCAUAUUUAGAAAUUAUUUAACCAUUGUCGACAGGACGAUCAUGGCUUUAUGGAAGGCAAGAACACUGAACCCUGAUAAGUAUGAGGUUGGCGGAAGCAGGUCGGAUCCAGGUGGGGAUUCCUCCCCAUGCGAUCUCUCCAAAGUUUACUCAGCGGAGGUUCAUGUUAAUGUGCGUGCAAGAAAAACCUCCACCCAAUCCAAAGAAAGAAACUAUAUAUAGUUUUGAUUCUCAGCCUCUCUCAUCACUGCAGAUGAACUCACUCUUGAUGCUCUUUGGAGGAGGUCCCUUGGAGAAGAAGAUAAUGGAGAAAGUCGGCUGCCUAAACUAUACCUCCACUGCAUGGGAACCCUUAAGACCCGACUCAUUCCACAGAACGGUCAAUUACAAGCUUAACCAUCAAGUUUCAAUCUUCGGAGGCGAGGUGACCAGCAAGCAGAGGAGAACGACCAUCCCCAGUUCCAAUGGUUGGGCGAUCGAUGAGACAAUGGCUAUCCGCGGUGUCCCAUUUGGCAGCCAUUUCAGGGUGAGUAAGCGAGCAUUUCAGUGUCCCUAAUUACCAGGUUUCUAUAUCCACAUCACUUCCCUACAUUCAUGGUGCUGGCGCAGGUUCUUCUGAGGUACCAGGUCACACCUAUCUCGUCUGAAGUGGCAUGCCGGUGCGACAUUUUAAUGGGGAUUAUAUGGACCAAGGGUGCCAUAUUUGAGAGGACGAUCGCCAAGAACGUGCACGAAAAGCUGAGUCAGCGGUCGGAGGAGGUGCUCGACGUUGCCCAGUUAGAGAUUGGGAGUAUUUCAUCGGGAUCUUGUGGCUGA